This is a messenger RNA of Salvelinus namaycush (lake trout), 2724 nucleotides long. It is a transcript of the gene lrrc45, whose product is annotated as leucine rich repeat containing 45. The record is from RefSeq and is a predicted model, not a curated record. NCBI's taxonomy places the organism in Eukaryota, Metazoa, Chordata, Actinopteri, Salmoniformes, Salmonidae. The coding region runs from base 308 to 2329 and encodes 673 amino acids. The transcript is spliced from 18 exons. Gene Ontology annotation, cellular component: centrosome. Gene Ontology annotation, molecular function: protein binding.
CCCACUUCCUGGUUACCUUCGCGCUAACUCAACUGUCAUUUGAAAACUUGUACUAGUCAACAACAACUAACAAGCUCCAUCAGGCCAGGGCGACAGCACAGCGCUGGGCAGGAUUGGAGGGUCCGGGAAGGAACAAAGAAAAACUGAAGAGGAAAAGAAGGGGUGAGUGGGCGGAUGAGGGAUUGAAGCAGCACAGAGAACCUGGAGAGGAACAGAGGGACUUAAAGAGAGGAGGAGAAUACUAGUAACAAACGACAGAGGAGCUCAAAAGGAAUCCAAACAGCUCUGAGACAGUGUACGGCCCAGUAUGGAGGAUUUCAGACGGACCUACCUGCGUCUGUGUAAGGAGGGGGGCGUGGAGCCCCAGGAGUCAGUGCUAGCUCAGCUCCAGGAGACCAGGGGAGCCGCAGCAGGAUCCAGGCUGGACCUGAGGGGACACAGCCUGUCUGUAGACACCUGUGCCGUGCUGGGGAGGGUCCUCCACAAAGACACACUCUUUACCGAGCUGGCCCUCAGUGACUGCAUGCUCACUGAGGAAGGUGCCAAGCUGCUCCUGAAUGGGCUGUGUGCCAACACUACUGUUAAAGUUCUGGAUCUGAAGGGAAAUAACUUGAGAUCAACAGGAGCUGAGGCUUUAGGGAAGCUGUUGGUGAGAAACAAGACACUGUGCAGGCUGGUGUUGGAGUGGAAUGCGUUGGGGAUGUGGGAGGAGGCGUUCUCAGUGUUCUGUGAGGGUUUGGCCACCAACGCCUGUCUAACCCAGCUGGACCUGCGCAACAACCAGAUCAACCACCAGGGGGCCUCAGAGCUCUGCCUGGCCCUCAAGCGGAACAGCACCCUGCAGGAACUGGAUGUGAGGUGGAACAACAUUGGUCUGCUGGGUGGCCGGUCCUUCCUGGAGGCUCUACAGCAGAACAGGACCCUGACACACCUGGAGAUGGCUGGAAACAACAUCCCCAGCGACACACUCAAAGCCCUCGAGCAGGCGAUGGAUCAUAACUCGGACAGGCAGUCCACUGUGAGAGAGAGCCGCAGCAGAACCCAAGUCCUCAGCAAGGAGAUCCAGAUCCUCAAGGAGGAGAAGGGACGCCAGUUCCUGAGUCUGAUGGAGACCAUAGACAAACAGAGAGACGAGAUGGGCCGAAGCACCAGGACCACAUCUAUCCAUGUGGGUCAGCUACAGGAGGCCCUGAACGAGAGGAAGUCUGUCGUCAACUCUCUCACAGCCAAAUUCCAGAUGACGGAGGCAGCACUGGCCAUGUCGGAACAGAAGAACCACAACCUGGGAGAGCUGCUGACCAGGGUGAAGACUGAGAAAGAGGAGCAGAGAGAACGACAGAGCAGGGAGAGGAAGAAAGAACAAGAGGACAGUGCUCUGAGGGAGGGGAAGCUCCUCAGAGAGAUGAACAGUAUGUCGGAGACAAACGUACAGCUCAAGAAUAAGUUGGAGAAGAUGGAGAGCAGGUGUAAGUCUCAGCAGGACCAGAUUUUUGAGCUGAAGCAGGAGCUCACCAAUAGCACAGCAGAGCUAAAGCUACGGCUAGCACAGGCAGAAGAGCGUUUGGAGAUGGAGAAGAAGAGAUCUAAACAGUCUCUGGAGGACAUGAAUAACCUUCGACAGAAAGAGGUGGACCAUGUGAAUCGUCACCUUGAGGAGAGUGAGAGGGCUCUACAGGACCGGAUCCUCAAACUGGAGGGACAGCGGAUACAGCUGGAGGAGGAGUUGAGCAGGGCCAAGGCAGCCUGUGUUACAGAGAGAGCCCAGGCAGAGGAGGAACUGGGGAAGGUGCGGCUACAGGUUCGCCUGGAGGAGCAGCAGCGUGUGAGUGGGUUAGAGGAGAAGCUGCGUGGGUUGCGUCAGUCCCGUGAUGAGUCCCAGAGCCACUGUUCCCAGCAGAAACAGACCAUAGCUGAGCUGCAGGCUCGUAGCGGACAGCAGAGCAUCGAGACAGACGGACUACGACGCAGGAUAGAGGAGCUGCAGCAGGAGUUGUCUGGUAAGGACCAGGAGAAGGUUGCAGAGGUGAGUCGGGUCAGGGUGGAGCUACAGGAGCAGAUGGGACACCUGCAGGCUGAGAGGACCGCACAGGGAGGACUGAAGGAGAAGAUAGCUGCUCUGGAGAGAGAGAUGAAAGUGCUGGCCAGUAACCACAGAGAGGCCAUCCUGGACAAGGAGAGUGAGAUAUCAUCUCUGUUUGAGAAGCUGAGACUGAGAGAGGCAGAGAUCCAGAGGAUGAGAGAGGACGAGGCCCAGAGAGCUAGCUUCCUCCAGAACGCUAUACUCACAUACGUACAGGGGUCACCGCUGCACUACAGUCCUAAGAAAUGACCUCUGACAUCUAACCUUUGACCCUUCCCAUCCUUAUGUAGGGACUAAGUACAGGGGUCACCACGGGUUUUGCAGUCCCAAGAAAUAACUUCUGACCCCUAACCCUUGUCCUAUUUACCCCUACAGCCUUGUGCCCAUACACCCUCACAAACGUGGGAUACUAAAGUGACCCAAACCUUUCUAUUACACCCAUACUCCAUGUGUUCCUCUCCGGCCUUUCCGCUCUCCCCUUUGGUCCCUCCAAACUACCCCAGCACAAAAUAUCAACAGCACAGAUAUUCACCUCUAGACAUCCGCAACUUCGGGUGUACAGUGCAUUCGUAAAGUAUUCAGACCCCUUGACUUUUUCCACAUUUUGUUACGUUACAGCCUUAUUCUAAAAUUGAUUGAAUUGU